Molecule: messenger RNA, 5302 nt
Organism: Bombyx mori (domestic silkworm)
Lineage: Eukaryota; Metazoa; Arthropoda; Insecta; Lepidoptera; Bombycidae
Product: fibrinogen C domain-containing protein 1
Exons: 8
Coding region: 262-1860 (532 amino acids)
Source: RefSeq, a predicted model, not a curated record
GGCUAUUCAAUAAUUGUUUAUAAAUAUUAUUAAAGUUGAUUUAUAAAACUGUCCAUUGUUUAUUGAACCGCGAGAAAUAUCUGUGCGAAUCACCCACGAAGACCGAUUCACGACAGAAGUAUGCCACCGAUGUUUUUGUUUAGUUAUUUUUCAGUUUUGUAAACUUAUACGACUGAGAUAUCGUGACCAAAUCCAGAGACAGUUGUCGUGCAAUCAACUUGUGUAAAACACCUUCUUGUAUAUUAUAAUAUCUGUACAAAAAUGAACCGUUCUCUUAUACUGCUUUAUAUUGUUCUUUUAACUCUAACCUGUGCUCAUCUGGAGGUGAACAGAGAUAAGAGAGGAAGACGAAAAAACAAUCACGAGGAUAAAACAUUGUGGAAAGAAGAAUACGAAAAAGAAUUAACAGACGCCAUGCUCUCGUCACGUAGACGUGAUAAUGUGACGCGAGUUCCACAAUCUCCAGGAAUAGGUGAUAACGAAGCCGUCAUUGAGAAGCUUAUGGAAACGAUCACAUCGAGCGAAAAGUAUUUUAAAAAAGUUGAAAGCAUAGAUUUUAGACUUAAUAGACUUGAUAUAGAAAUUCACGAAAAAACGAACAGUAUCGCUAAACAGUUGGGCGAAAUUAUGAAAGCCGUCAACUCCGACGCCUACGGGGAUAAGUUUGAAACUAUUUUGGAAACGAUAAAAUCGGACGUGAGUCAAAUAAAAUACAGUCUUCAGAUGACUCCGCGGUCGAACAACGCUGUUUCAGGUACUGAGUACCAAACAGAUCCGUCCUUAGAUACAAAAUUAUCCGUUUUGGAAAGUAACACGAAAAGCAUAUUGUCUGGCGUUGAAUCAAUAUUGACGGUAAUUUCGGAGGUGAAGAAUCGUCAGUAUACUAAGCCAUUGGCCAGAUCUGAUAUGGUACAUCCUAGUUCACGAGAGGCAAUAUCAAUUAUAAGCGAAUUCAGGAAAAGUCUGCGUGAACAUAAAACAAGGAAGUGUGAUUGUAGGUCUGAACGAGUGGAUCGAUCAGAAAGGUAUCCAACAGAUUGCUUCGAGAUACAAAUGCAAGGAUUUAAUGUUUCCGGAAUUUAUAAAAUAAAACCGGAUGAUAUGGACUCAUUUUAUGUACUUUGUGACCUUUCGACUGCUGGCGGAGGUUGGACAGUGUUCCAAAAUCGUUUCGAUGGAUCACAAGAUUUCUACAAAGGAUGGUCAGAUUAUGUGAACGGUUUCGGUAACUUAGCCGGGGAAUUUUGGCUUGGACUAGAAAAGGUCAGUUUUCUGACGAACCAAAAACUGUAUGAACUACGAAUAGAAUUAGAAGCUCAAAACGGACCAGAAGUGUUUGCAAGUUAUUCUGUUUUUACUGUGGGACCUGAAGAGGAAGGCUACCGGAUUAGCACACUUGGAACAUACUAUGGAACAGCAGGAGAUUCACUGUCAUAUCACGCUGGUCAAAAGUUUUCUACCUUUGAUGUGGACAACGACGAAUGGAAAGAUGGCUCUUGCGCUCAGGAGCACGGCGGAGCUUGGUGGUACAAAGAAUGCGACAAGAGCAAUUUGAAUGGAAAAUAUUCGACUACAACUGAAGAAAACAAAGGACAAUCCAUCUAUUGGAUAUCCUUUAAGGUUCCGAAUUAUCCCCUGUCAAAGACGAAGAUGAUGAUCAGGCCGCUGCCAGCGAAAAGACCGACCGACUUUAUUGACAAUAGUAGGAAAAUUUCAGAUGGUUCCAAAAAGAAACCUCUUCCCGAGAAACAAUCUCGGGUCAAAGAUAUGAAGACUAAAUAUGACGUGAAGCACAAUCAUCCCAUGUAUCGUUACGACGAACACACGCACAGUGACGCGUUCUUCCCUAAUUACGCCUGAAAUCACGCGCCAAAAGCAACAAGUCCAUAGACAACAACUAUAAUUACAUAAAACUGACAUUUUUAGAUCUAAAGAUCAAAAUCUAAACUAUAUAGUUGUUGUUGUCCUUAAAUAUGUUUCUGACGAUAGUGAAUAGCUAAUAUUAAUUGUGAAGCAAGCUAAUGAAGGCAUGUAUAAUAGCCGGCAAACUUCUUGAACAUUUGUCGACGUAGUGGGGGUAAGUUUGCGCAUGGUACACUCACGUGCAAAAACAUUAUUUACUCUGCGUCAUAAUGCAAUUAAAUUAUUAAAAUCAACAUAUGUAUUUAUUUAUAUAUUUGUGAGAACAUCAACAAAAAAUAUAGGUUAAUAAUUGUAAUAAUUUAAUCUUGGGGUAAAAUAGAUAUUCCUUCUAUUAAGUCAAAACUAGAGCUGUUGCCAGGUCUUGGUUCAGUUGAAGCGAAGCUGGUAUUUGUAAUUUUUUUUUUCGUUAUCAUAAUCUUGACCAUCAUCAUCACUGUUUUUAUCACCCGAGUUGCUAUCAUCGUGAUGAGUCGACAUAGGGAUCAUCGGUGUAGUUUACAACUCGGUCGGUUCGGUCUACUUUUUUGUCUAUAAUUAAUUAUUUUUUGAAGAUAUUCGAUUCGUAGUAAUCGAAUGUAACUUUUUUCAAUUACCAGCUUCCGAUUAUUUUCUGUUUUUUUUCCAUCUGAAGCCUAGCUCUUUCAUAAUUCGUCGUAAACUUCAUACCGAGCCAUUAAAAUUUAUAUCUUCUUUAAAUUUUUCGAAGCCUUUCUACGGUACGGAGUUUCGCUGCUUGUUAUGUAGUUAUUAUGAUUACAUCUUAUUAUUACAGAUUGAACGAAACUAUCCAUUCCGGUAAAUUUCUUCUUCCCUGAUCUUUUCUUACCCGGAGUCCGAAACACGGCGAGCAAGCCAGAGCCUUUAGCUUCGUUAAUAGUGCACCUAACAGUACUCACGGAUGUUUUUGUUGCUUCCGAAGUCUGUUUUAAUUUUUCCAUAUCAUUCUUCCCCUGUUUUAUAAUGAAGCAAUAUACGUCGUACACAAUUUUUCUACCCUUUCUUUUGAAUACUACACCAGUUUGUCGCGGCAUAGUGUAUUUUUUUAUAAAACAUCAACAAACACUCAACAAAUAGCAAUGGCAACAAAGUCAACAAACAAUUAUAACAAAUAACGAUUAAUAACGAUAGACUUUUCACUGUACGCAAGCGUACUUUUGGGAGCAAGCGGAACGAGGGCGCGGUGCGGGACGAAAGGUUCGACUGAUCUACCAAUAACGCGCUCGAUACGAUUUCCCCUGUCGUCGCGCCUCACCCUCACCACCAAAGUGAUCUAAAAUUCGGUUCUGCGCAGUCAAGGUCAUUUGCUCAAGAAGUUUGCCGGUUACUAUACAUAAUUUGAAUUAUAUGUCAAAGUAUAUAAUUGUAAAAAAAGCCUAAUAAAUGUUUAAUUGGGAAAUAGUUAGUUAUAAAAAUGACAGCAUUACAAAAAAAUUCAAUGCAUUGUAUUUGGGUAAUAAUUAAUUUUAUAUUAAAAUUAUUACAUACAUAUUUUGCACAUUUAUUUAUACGGGAUGACUAGAAAUAAUUUUGAAGCCGCACAAAGGUUAUAAAUAAAUCUAUGUAGGUGACACUUGAUAAGAUCACACUAAAAAUCAUGGUCAUGAAAAACACCGAAAUGUAAACUGAUAUGGUUUUUAAUAUGAAUUGAAAUAUAUCGGCGUUUUAAUUCCGAGAUUAGCAAGUAAUUGUGAUAUUUAUGGAUAGAGUUAAGGAGAACAGUCUAAUUUGGGAGACAAGUUGAAAAAGUACCCCGUAUUGUCAGCAUCAAAUUAUAACUCAAAAGCCAUCAAAAUAGGGCUAGUGUAGCAAGCAGUAUUAUAUAAAUGUAGCAGUUCUAAAAGGAGGGAAGUGUGCUGUAUCGAAAAAUUAUAACAACUUCUGUCGCUAUCUUUUAAAUUACACCAUUUGCUGUGGAGCUGCCAUUUUAAUUGAUCACUUUUCGAUUGACACUGUCAUUACUGAGUGUGUUACUGAGUUAUUAACUGUACACUCCACAUUGAUAUAGAUAGAUAGAUUUGAUGUUUUUUUAGAAAGGGCUAAUAAAGACCCCAUAAUUUGUCAUGAAUUGAAUCUGCUGUCACAAGAGAUAGCGGGGGAGGCAGCCAGUCGUCCUCACAUAAUUUAGCUGUAGGCUCAUGAAAAUAUAUGAACUUACAAGUUAUUUAUAACUACUAUACGAAUGUUUUAGUUCGAUCUAGUAUUUUAUUCUAGUUUCGGCUAUGGGAAUAAUUUCGAUAGUUAGUAAAUGUCGCGUAUAUUAAUCAUUUCAAAAAAGGCAUCUAAAAAAAUGCGCAAGAUAUCUGAAGAAUACUGAUUUCUGAUUCUGUUAACAUUUAGCAUACGCGUUUUCAGACUUACUUUUCGGAAACACUCUACACAUUGUACUACAUAGUCAAAUAAUCUAUUCAGAUGUUAGUAUAAUUCAUAUUUGAUAGUAUUUCGUGAAUAUAUAUAUCAUCUAUUGUAAACGAAGGUUCUGUUGAAAGUUUAAAUGAAAUAAAACAACAAAACAAAUCAGUCUCCAUUAUUUUUAUUUUGCUAAUUUAAUGAUUGAAUAGUGUAUGCUUCUGUACCGAUUUGAGCAAAGUGUGACAAAUUUCGUUAUAUUCCUAUUUCGUAAUAUACGACCACACAAGCUACGAACACAACACAUUAACAUGCAAAAACGCACGGUUUCAAUAUAAUAAUCACAGUGUGGUCGCAUUAAAAACAUGAUCUCAUGGCAGUGCUCAAGCUCAACCUAUUUAUUAAAGUCUAUUGUCAACUGAUACACACCUACACGUACUUAUUAAUUAAACAAACCUAACAUCUACAAGUGGAAAGUAUCGUAAGUAUAUAAAUAUGUUCCACAAUGUGACCAUUGAAUACGUUAAAAAAACCUUCCUUGGAAACGUACCUAUACUAAACGAAUAUUAUACCUGUAAAUAUUCGCUUAACUUAUGAUCAUAGUGAAAAUUAUGUUACAAAACAUCUCCGAGACAUACCUAAUUACUAAAAUAUUUAAUUGUUUGUAAUCAUCUAUAGAAUGAUAUAGUAUAUACCUGUUUUUGGUGAUUUAGGUAAUUAAGAUAGUGUAACAUAUUAUUUUAUACAUUGAACAACAAUUUUAAGAUACAAUAACUACUUAUUUUUAAUUUUUAAUAUUUACAUUUAAAUCGUGUAUAAUGAACGUGAUAAAAGUACCACUAAAAAUUACAAUAUCGAUCGUUUCGUAUUCUGCAACCUUCAGUACAGAUCUAAAGAAAUUAAAUUUUAGAUGCAACUAAUUAGAAGCCUAGGACAAUUAGAUAUCUUAGUGGAUUACAUGAUUAACUUACACAACGUCGAUUAUAAUAUAUUCUAGUAAGUAAUUAUACAUAGCCCAAGGAAUAUUUAAAAA